Molecule: messenger RNA, 3222 nt
Organism: Leptopilina boulardi
Lineage: Eukaryota; Metazoa; Arthropoda; Insecta; Hymenoptera; Figitidae
Gene: Dhx15
Product: putative pre-mRNA-splicing factor ATP-dependent RNA helicase PRP1
Exons: 7
Coding region: 394-2556 (720 amino acids)
Cellular component (GO): spliceosomal complex; intracellular anatomical structure
Molecular function (GO): RNA binding; RNA helicase activity; ATP binding
Source: RefSeq, a predicted model, not a curated record
GUUGUUGUUGACGCAAAGAAACUUUCUCUACUUUUUUAUUUUAUAAUAAAAAUAAUUUUCAUCAUAAACAAAUUAUUACUUUCUAUACAUUAGUGUUGAUAGUGUUAAUUUUCAAUUUUUUUACAAACAAAUAGGAGGUCUGUUUUUCGUCCAUGUUUAGCAACAAAGUGAAAUGUGAAAGAAUCUUUAGUUCAAAGGAUAGAGCUUUCUUUCUCUCUCUUUCGUUUGUGUAUUAAAAAAAAAAGAAAAAAAUAAUUACAUUGUCGUUCAUCGUGUUCAAUUAUUUCCUACAUUUCUGAUUGUGACUGCUUCAUUUAUUUUGUGACGACGCUGAGAUAAGUUUUUGUAAACAAAAAUUAGGAUUUUAUAAUUAAUUAAAGCUGUACCUCAGCAAUGUCGAAACUUCCUAAACGAAGAAUUGAAGUUGUUGAUCCAUACGUCAAGCGAAAACCUGAUGGAUCCUUUGCAAGUACUUCACCUGCAAUUGCAACGCCUUCAAAAUCUCAAAUACAACUUAAUCCCUACACUGGAUUGCCCUACACACCACGUUAUCAUGAAUUCUAUAAAAAACGAAUUACAUUGCCUGUAUUUGAAUAUCGAACGGAUUUUAUGCGACUUUUGGCACAAGAUCAAUGUAUUGUCUUAGUUGGCGAAACUGGCUCGGGGAAAACAACACAAAUUCCACAAUGGUGCGUGGAAUAUUCCAAAAGUAUAGGAAGCAAAGGUGUCGCAUGUACUCAACCUCGUCGAGUCGCUGCAAUGAGUGUAGCGCAGCGUGUUUCCGAAGAAAUGGACGUUGCCCUGGGACAGGAAGUUGGUUACAGUAUUCGUUUCGAGGAUUGCAGUUCGGCAAAAACAAUUUUAAAAUACAUGACAGACGGUAUGCUUUUACGUGAGGGUAUGUCUGAUCCAAUGUUGGAUGCUUAUCAAGUGAUUUUACUUGACGAAGCUCAUGAAAGAACAUUAGCGACAGAUUUAUUGAUGGGUGUUUUAAAAGAAGUUAUCAAGCAAAGAAAAGAUCUUAAAUUAGUUAUUAUGAGCGCAACAUUAGACGCUGGUAAAUUUCAACAAUAUUUCGAUAAUGCACCAUUAAUGAAUGUUCCGGGUCGAACUCAUCCGGUGGAAAUUUUUUACACACCUGAACCAGAGAGAGAUUAUUUGGAAGCGGCUAUUAGAACUGUCAUUCAAAUUCACAUGUGCGAAGAAGUGGCGGGUGAUUUGCUUUUAUUUUUAACUGGUCAAGAGGAAAUUGAAGAGGCUUGCAAGAGAAUUAAAAGGGAAAUGGAUAAUUUGGGACCGGAAGUUGGUGAACUUAAAUGUAUACCACUAUAUUCAACCUUACCACCGAAUUUACAACAGAGAAUUUUCGAACCUGCCCCACCGACAAAACCAAAUGGUGCAAUUGGUCGUAAAGUUGUUGUAUCAACAAAUAUUGCAGAAACCUCUUUGACUAUUGACGGUGUUGUUUUUGUCAUUGAUCCUGGUUUCGCGAAACAAAAGGUAUACAAUCCUAGAAUAAGAGUUGAAUCGUUGUUGGUUUCACCGAUAAGUAAAGCCUCGGCUCAACAAAGAGCUGGACGUGCCGGAAGAACACGGCCUGGAAAAUGUUUCCGACUUUACACUGAGAAAGCGUAUAAAAAUGAAAUGCAAGACAAUACUUAUCCUGAAAUUCUUCGCUCGAAUCUUGGUAGCGUCGUGUUGCAAUUAAAGAAACUCGGAAUUGAUGAUUUAGUACAUUUUGAUUUCAUGGAUCCUCCGGCACCGGAAACAUUAAUGAGAGCCUUAGAAUUAUUGAAUUAUCUUGCAGCACUUGACGACGAUGGAAAUUUAACAGAUUUAGGAGCUGUAAUGGCCGAAUUCCCAUUGGAUCCACAACUUGCAAAAAUGUUAAUCGCUUCUUGUAAUCACAACUGUAGUAAUGAAAUUCUCAGCAUAACUGCCAUGCUGUCAGUCCCACAGUGCUUUGUGAGACCAAAUGAGGCGAAGAAACUGGCCGACGAAGCAAAGAUGCGAUUUGCACACAUUGACGGCGAUCAUCUUACACUUUUGAAUGUUUACCAUGCUUUCAAACAAAACAUGGAAGAUCCACAAUGGUGUUACGAUAAUUUCGUGAAUUAUCGAUCAUUAAAAAGUGGUGAUAAUGUGAGACAACAAUUAAGCAGAAUUAUGGACAGAUUUCAAUUGAAACGAACAUCUACUGAUUUUACCUCCAAAGAUUAUUACAUUAAUAUCAGGAAAGCAUUGGUAAAUGGUUUCUUCAUGCAGGUGGCACAUUUAGAGAGAACUGGACACUAUCUUACAAUAAAAGAUAAUCAAGUAGUACAACUUCAUCCAAGCAGUUGUCUGGACCAUAAACCAGAAUGGGUUAUUUAUAAUGAAUUUGUCUUAACCACGAAAAAUUACAUCCGAACAGUCACUGACAUUAAACCUGAUUGGCUGUUGAAGAUUGCACCACAGUAUUAUGAUUUACAAAAUUUCCCUCAAUGCGAAGCUAAGAGACAAUUGGAAGUAAUUCAAAGUAGAAUUGAAUCGAAACAAUUUCAAGAAGGCUUCUAACCCUUACAAUUGCUAGAUCAGUACAAAAGUCUUUUGAAAAUUGGUUUAAGUACUUUCUAAAUACUUAACAUUAUUUCAAAAAAAAAAAAAAAAAAAAAAGAAAAAUAAUUAUAAUAGUUCAGCACACUUUUAUUAGUGACUCAUUGUUUGUAAAAAAAGAAAAACAGAAUGAAAGAAAGAAAAAUGAUAAAAAAAGCCAUCAUCCUUUUUUUUAAAAUAAACUUCAUUUAAAUAUGUGGAGAAAAAAUACAGUUCAUCAGAUGCUGAAUGUCGUGAAUAGUAAUUUAAAAUUAGUUUAUAUCAUUAAUUAAAUUUCUAAUUGAGGAUUAUUCAAGUAACUCUCACUAAAAAUAGAAAAGAUGCAUUGCUAUUAUUUUGCAGUUGAACAUUCUAUUUGUACUUUAUUUAUGAAUGUUUUUUUUUUUAAUACUAAGUGAAGAAAAAUUGAGUAUAAAAGAAAAGUGAGAAGUGAAUAAUAAUCUUUUUUUAUGGUCUAAGUUAGAAUGCCUUAAUUAGUAGUUGAAAUUCAAAUUAGGACUUAUAGAUGUAAUAGGAUCAUUUUGUACUGCGCGUUAAAUAGUUACUGACAUGUCAAGAAUAUUGAUUUAAAAGGUGUAUUACUCUUUUAAGGCGUUUUGUGACUAAUAAACAUGUAGUUUUUCUGUA